AUGACUGGAGCCUGGAGACAUUUGCUGAGAGCUUUGCACCUGAAAACCUUAUCUCGCUGGACCCCCAAGACGUGCUCUUCCCUGAAUGCUGGUGCUUUCUGGACAUCUGUGACCAGGCGCGGUCUUCACACAAAGCCCAGCAUGCCGCCAUGUGACUUCACACCCGAAAGAUACCAGUCCCUGGCCUAUAGCCGAGUCCUGGAGAUCCAUAAGCAACAUCUCUCUCCUGUGCUCACAGCCUAUUUCCCGGAGCCCCUGUUGCUCCACCAGGGACACAUGGAGUGGCUCUUUGAUCAUGAGGGAAACAGAUACCUGGAUUUCUUUUCUGGGAUUGUCACUGUCAGUGUUGGUCACUGCCACCCGAAAGUAAACGCGGCGGCGCAAAGGCAGCUGGGCCGCCUGUGGCAUACAAGUUCCGUCUUCUUCCACCCUCUGAUCCACGAAUACGCAGAGAAGCUUUCAGCACUUCUUCCUGAGCCUCUGAAGGUCAUUUUCUUAGUGAACAGUGGUUCAGAAGCCAAUGACCUAGCCAUGCUGAUGGCCAGAGCACACUCAAACAGCACAGACAUCAUUUCUUUCAGAGGAGCCUACCAUGGAUGCAGUCCUUACACACUUGGCUUGACAAAUGUAGGCAUCUAUAAGAUGGACCUCCCUCAUGGGAUGGGCUGCCGACCAACAAUGUGCCCAGACAUUUUCCGUGGCCCUUGGGGAGGAAGCCACUGCCGAGACUCUCCAGUGCAAACAAUUAGGAAAUGCAGCUGUGCACCAGACUGCUGUCAAGCUAAAGACCAAUAUAUUGAACAAUUCAAAGAUACUCUGAGCACUUCUGUGGCCAAAUCAAUUGCUGGAUUUUUUGCAGAGCCAAUUCAAGGGGUGAAUGGCAUUGUUCAGUACCCGAAGGGGUUUCUAAAGGAAGCCUUCGAGCUGGUGCGCGAGCGGGGAGGCGUGUGCAUUGCAGAUGAAGUGCAGACAGGAUUUGGAAGGCUGGGCUCUCACUUCUGGGGCUUCCAAACACAUGAUGUCCUGCCAGAUAUUGUCACCAUGGCUAAAGGGAUUGGGAAUGGCUUUCCCAUGGCAGCAGUUGUAACAACUCCAGAGAUUGCCAAGUCCUUAACCAAGCGCCUGCUUCAUUUCAAUACCUUCGGAGGGAACCCCAUGGCCUGCGCCAUUGGUUCAGCCGUGCUUGAGGUGAUUAAAGAAGAAAAUCUACAAGAAAAUAGCCAAGAAGUUGGCACCUAUAUGUUGCUGAAGUUGGCUAAGCUGCGGGAUGAAUUCGAAAUUGUAGGAGAUGUCCGAGGCAAAGGUCUCAUGAUAGGAAUAGAAAUGGUGAAGGAUAAGGUGAGCCACCAGCCUCUUCCCCGUGAAGAGGUAAAUCAAAUCCACCACGACUGCAAAUGCAUGGGGCUUCUGAUUGGCAGAGGCGGCCUUUUCUCUCAGACUUUCCGCAUUGCACCCUCAAUGUGCAUCACUAAACCAGAAGCUGAUUUUGCGGUGGAAGUGUUUCGCUCUGCCUUAAUUCAACACAUGAAGAGAAGAGCUAAAUAA
Dama dama (fallow deer) is the source of this 1545-nucleotide messenger RNA. RefSeq names its product alanine--glyoxylate aminotransferase 2 (gene AGXT2). The transcript is spliced from 14 exons. Gene Ontology annotation, molecular function: L-alanine:glyoxylate transaminase activity; pyridoxal phosphate binding. Bases 1 to 1545 code for a protein of 514 amino acids. NCBI's taxonomy places the organism in Eukaryota, Metazoa, Chordata, Mammalia, Artiodactyla, Cervidae. Gene Ontology annotation, cellular component: mitochondrion. The record is from RefSeq and is a predicted model, not a curated record. Gene Ontology annotation, biological process: glyoxylate catabolic process.